AUCAAUACGUUACUGCCACCAGCAGUUUCAGGAGGAUUUUUUUUCAUUCAUUAAUUCAUUUAAGGCGAAAAUGUCACUUUGACAAUUUGUGUGCAGCGUUGCAACAUUUUUGACCGGUAUUUAGGGCCCUAAUCAAAAUGCGAGCAAAUACUGUCCAAAAAAACAUUAUUGCGAGUUUUCCCUCCAAAAAACAAAUUGACUGAUGUAAUUUGAUACUCAUUGCAAUAAAAAAAGGUCAAUAACAUUAAAAAAGGGGCGUAAAGAAGCUCAAGUUUUUUAUCAAAUUAAUUUUCAACCGUGUGACUUUGAGGUAAAAAUAGAUUAAAAAACUCUUUGUGACUAUUUUAAAAACAUAAAAGUGGACCUGAAAUAAAUAAAAAUGAUAAAUUGAAAAUGUGGUUGCACACUUGGCAACUCUGCACCACCCCUGACAUCUGAUUGUGACACUAGUGACAGUUCAAGUGUUUGGAGGUUAAGUUCAAAUUAUAGUUCUGAUUUUUGAGUACUGACGUGUAAAGUGAAUGUUUUAUAACAAUGGAUUAACAAUUAUUUUUGCGUUGUCUACAAUUUAAAGUUAUAUCAAUUGCUACUUUCAAGCCGUGUGACUAAUCUGGAAGUAGCGAUGAUCUUUAGAUAAGUUUUCUUCUGAAGAUGGAUAAAGCUCAAAUUGCGUUAAACUCGAAUGAUGUGAAACAGGAGAACAAUGUAGUUGUAAAAAAGGAAAAGUUGCCUGAUGUGGACACCCACAAAGCUGGACUUGCAAAUUUCAGAGCGAUACUUUUCCUGCUUUUGUGGUACUUUUUCAGUGGUUGUACUUUAUUUUUAAACAAGUAUAUUUUGACGUACUUGAAUGGAAACCCCACAGUUUUAGGUGCUUGUCAAAUGUUGAUGACGGCCACUUGUGGAUUUGUUCAAUUAUACUUCCCUUGUGGGAUGUAUAAACCUUCCCAAAGGUUAAGUAAACCACCUGGAUUUUACAGACAUAUGGUUUUAGUGGGGUGCACAAGGUUUCUCACUGUAGUUUUGGGUCUGGUGGCUCUCAACUACGUUGCAGUGAGUUUUACAGAAACGAUCAAAAGUUCGGCACCUUUAUUUACAGUAUUGAUAUCUAGGUUUUUGCUAGGAGAACAAACAGGACUUUAUGUGAAUUUGAGUUUAUUACCUGUGAUGUCUGGAUUAGCCUUAUGUUCAAUUAAUGAAAUUAGUUUUGAAAUUCGUGGUUUUAUGGCCGCAAUGGCAACAAAUUUGACUGAAUGUAUACAAAAUGUGUACUCAAAGAUGUUAAUAUCAGGAGAUAAGUUCAAAUACACACCUGCAGAGCUUCAAUUUUACACCAGCAUUGCAAGUGUAGUUAUCCAAAUUCCUGCCACAUUGUUUUUAGUAGAUUUCACCCACAACAAGUCAAUUGAUUUGAACAUGGUUUUUUAUUUCAUGUUGAAUGGAGUUUUUUUCCACUUUCAAAGCAUAACAGCGUACGUUUUAAUGGACUACAUUAGUCCAGUGACCCACAGUGUUGCAAAUACAGCAAAAAGAGCUCUUUUAAUCUGGUUAUCUGUAAUCAUGUUUGGAAAUCAAGUUACAGUAUUGAGUGCUGUUGGAACUAUAACUGUGAUAGCGGGAGUAUUUAUGUACAUUAAAGCACAGGAAUAUGAUGAUAGGUUGAGUUCUGUUAAUUUAAUUCAGAGGAAGGUUCGUGCAAUUUAGGAAAUUUGGAAAAAGAGUCAAUUUUGAACAAUCUUCCAUCAAAUUUCUUUGUUGUUAUGAGAGACAGGGUCCAAAUUGUGUUUCAAAAUAUUUGAUAGCUCAAAUUCCCUAACUUGAUCCGUUUUGACCUAUUAUUAUUUAUUUUAUUUAUUUAGUAAAGUGAGGUUUUUAUGGUUGUGUCAAUUUGAAAUGUAAGAGUACUUUGUAACAUUCCAGUUAUGUAAGUCGUGAAAAUGUACAUAUUGUAACUACAUUUUUAUACUGUAAAUUGUUUAGAGUACUGAUUAUUAAAUUGUUGAUUUAUAUUUGA
This is a messenger RNA of Tribolium madens (black flour beetle), 2014 nucleotides long. RefSeq names its product solute carrier family 35 member E2A-like. Lineage: Eukaryota; Metazoa; Arthropoda; Insecta; Coleoptera; Tenebrionidae. The coding region runs from base 652 to 1704 and encodes 350 amino acids. The transcript is spliced from 6 exons. The record is from RefSeq and is a predicted model, not a curated record. Gene Ontology annotation, cellular component: Golgi apparatus. Gene Ontology annotation, molecular function: antiporter activity.